Messenger RNA from Halichondria panicea, 2054 nucleotides. Its product is annotated as programmed cell death protein 4-like. Lineage: Eukaryota; Metazoa; Porifera; Demospongiae; Suberitida; Halichondriidae. Gene Ontology annotation, biological process: negative regulation of DNA-templated transcription. Gene Ontology annotation, cellular component: nucleus; cytosol. The record is from RefSeq and is a predicted model, not a curated record. Bases 410 to 1798 code for a protein of 462 amino acids. The transcript has 8 exons.
UUGGCAAUAAAUUUAAUUUUUUACUCUCGAUUGAUUUUGACUCGAUUGAAUUGUUGUUGGCCGUGCUGAGAAGCCUAGAGAGCUUAUCGAGCUUAUCUUGCCUGUAUUGCAGGUACUGAAGGACGCAAGCAGCUUUGAGACCAUCCGAAGCCACCUCUUGGAACAGCAGCUCAGCUCACACUACUGUUGCUCCAAAAGUGAAUGUUUGCGUGACUACUCCUCUCUCACCGGCCGGCUACUCUUACGCAGCCACUGACGACCCUGCAACUGUCUCUCACUUCCACUACGAAUCACCACCAACCAACCGACGUUUGGCCAAACUAGAACUAUAAAAAAAUCAUUAAAGUAUAAUUAUUUCAUCUUUUGAAGAAUUUUACUGCACUCAUUUUGCACACAGCAAGUUACAAGUAUGUCUUCGAUGGAAGUCGACAUUCCGCAGCAAGUAAAUAGCUACAAAUACUCUCCACCGACCAACGGUCAUCAUGUACAUUUCGAUACUGAGAUCAAGGUUGUGAAGCUCGCCGCCACAAGCACAGCACCGCAGCAACGUCCCAAACACAAGUCUCGUAGGAGAGCCCGCGUUCCUAACCUUGAGCUGGAAGACGAUGAGAUGUCUGGUGUGAGCAGCACAGGCAAGCCCCCUUCCCCGUCCAAACUAAAGAAGAUGGCUGACAAGGACCGUCAUUCUCGCUCUGGCCGCAGGGGAAAUCCUAAGAAAGGUGGUGCUGGUGGCAAGGGCACAUGGGGCAGUAUCACUGAUCAGAUGUAUGCUGACUCAACAACACAGGAUACUCAUGACCCCAACUACAGCUCUGAGGAUAAUGAUGAAACCACAUAUCUUGUGAGCAGCCCAACAUCCCCUCAAUUGAGCAGUGAGGAGUUUGAAAAGACAGCCACUGAAAUAUUCCUCGAGUACUUUGAUCAUGGUGAUACUGGAGAGGUGGCCAACACUCUAACAGGGCUUUCCAUUAAGAACAACAAGCAUGAGGUUAUUCGUGUGGUUGUGAGCUUGGCUCUGGAGGAGAAAGAUUCCAAUCGCGAGAAGGUCUCUGUACUCAUUUCUGACUUAUAUGGACAAGUUGUGAACGGCCGUGAGGUGGCCAAAGGCUUUGAAUUGGUUCUGUCUCAACUGGAUGACCUCUCUCUGGACACUCCUGAUGCUGCCACUGUAGUGGGCAACUUUAUGGCUCGCUGUGUGGCUGACGAUUGUCUACCUCCGGCCUUUGUCUCUAACUACCCUAAAGUUGACAACAAGAACACUUUUGAUGCCAUGAAAAGGGCCAAGCUCCUGCUGAGUAUGAAACACAGCAUUGCUCGCCUGGACAAUGUGUGGGGAGUGGGCGGAGGUCAAAGGCCUGUCAUGUUCCUCAUCAACAAGAUGAACCUCCUGCUCAAAGAGUACCUCUCCUCUGGUGACUGUGUUGAGGCUAUCCGCUGUCUCAGAGAGUUAGAGGUGCCCCACUUCCAUCAUGAGCUAGUCUAUGAGGCCAUUGUAAUGGUCAUGGAGAAUGCUACUGAAGCUUGUGCUGAGAUGAUGACUGAUCUUCUCCUGUACAUGUAUCAGACUGGCAUCAUUUCCUCUGAUCAGCUCACCACUGGAUUUAUGCGUGUGUUUAGUGAUAUCACUGACAUUGUGUUGGAUAUUCCCAAUGCUUACCACACUCUCAACAAGUUUGUGGAUCGUGGAGUGGCUGCUGGUUUUGUGUCUCCCCAGCUUGCCAUUGAGAGCCCCUCCAGGGGCCGUAAGCGCUACGUGAGUGAGGGAGAUGGUGGUGCUAUCAAAGAGCCAGAAGAUUAAAGCUAAAUUCAACUGUUCCCAAACUGCUAUUUUGAAUAUUUGACCCUGCCUGGUUACGAGUGUUUGUAUUGAUACAUGAUUAUACGAACUGCUGCUGUAUGUGCUGCUGUAUGUGUGUAUCGAUCACCACCUAUAAGAGGAGGUGUUAGCUAGAGUGUGUAUGACAUCUCAUGCAUUCAUUUGUCUCGGUCACUGCCUUGAUUCUGUCAAUCCCAAACCAUCCAUCCAUGUAAACUUUUGUAAUAAAGUGAACCUA